UCAAGAGUUUCGGCAUAGGCGAAGAUACGUACAUGCCCCGAGUGGUAUUCUGCCCUGAUUACAAGAUAAAUCUGAAAGACGGAAGAGAAGAGGCAGCUAUGGUGAUGUUCGGGGCCAUAAAUGACCUUUUCGGAGCCACCAAAGUCCGGCCAAAGGACAUUAGGAUCCUCGUGGUGAACUGUGGAGUUCUGAAUACGACUCCAUCGCUGUCAUCCAUGGUGAUAAACCAUUUCAAGCUAAGGCCUAACGUACAGAGCUCCAACCUUGGUGGAAUGGGUUGUGCUGCAGGAAUCGUAGCCCUUGAUCUUGGCAAAGACCUUUUAAAUGCUUAUCCUGGCUCAUAUGCACUGGUGGUCAGCACGGAGGCUGUGUGCUAUACAUGGUACGAAGGCAAUGAUUUCGAUCUGCUCCUUUCUAAUUGCUUCUUUCGAAUGGGGGCUGCCGCCAUGCUGCUCUCUAGCUCCCAUCUCGAUCGAUGGCAUGCCAAAUAUGAACUCACACAGUAUACACACACACACCUGGUUCGAACUCACAGAGGCAUGGAUGAGAGGAGCUUCAACAGCAUACAUUUGAAGGAAGAUGCAAAGGCCACACAAGGAGUGUCAAUGAGCAAAGACGUGAUUCAAGUUGGCGGCCACGCACACAAGGCCAACAUCACCACUAUCAGCCCCCUCGUUCUCCCCGUCAGCGAACAAUUCCAUUUCCUCACCAAUUUGCUCUUCAGGGAGAAGAAAACUAAUUACAAGCCCUACAUUCCUGAUUACAAGCUUGCCUUCGAGCACGUGUGAAUAUUGGCAACUAGCUAGAAGGUGCUCGACGAAAUACAGAAGAACCUAGAGCUUACGGAGGACUACAUGGAGGCAUCCAGGAAAACCCUGGAGCGAUUUGGAGACACUUCUAGUAGUAGUGUUUGGUACGAACUCGCUUACUUAGAGGCAACUUCAAAGAUCAAGAGGGGUGGUCGGAUUUGGCAGCUCACCUUCGGCUCAGGGUUCAAGUGUAACAGCGUCGUUUGGAAGGCUCUUAAGAAUGUUGGGACACCCAAGCAGAGUCCAUGGUUUGACGAGUUGGAUUUAACUCUUAUGCAUGGCAGCAAGAUUACAAAGAGGACAAAAUGA
Messenger RNA from Pyrus x bretschneideri (Chinese white pear), 1118 nucleotides. RefSeq names its product 3-ketoacyl-CoA synthase 15. Lineage: Eukaryota; Viridiplantae; Streptophyta; Magnoliopsida; Rosales; Rosaceae. Gene Ontology annotation, cellular component: membrane. The record is from RefSeq and is a predicted model, not a curated record. The transcript has 2 exons. Gene Ontology annotation, biological process: fatty acid biosynthetic process. Gene Ontology annotation, molecular function: acyltransferase activity, transferring groups other than amino-acyl groups.